This is a messenger RNA of Fibroporia radiculosa, 1320 nucleotides long. RefSeq lists its product as uncharacterized. Gene Ontology annotation, cellular component: nucleoplasm. Gene Ontology annotation, biological process: DNA replication-dependent chromatin assembly; CENP-A containing chromatin assembly. Lineage: Eukaryota; Fungi; Basidiomycota; Agaricomycetes; Polyporales; Fibroporiaceae. The transcript is spliced from 5 exons. The record is from RefSeq and is a predicted model, not a curated record. The coding region runs from base 1 to 1320 and encodes 439 amino acids. Gene Ontology annotation, molecular function: histone binding.
AUGCUUAUCGGCGACGAAGAGACGCGUCCCACUCCCACUCCCACUUAUCACAAGCUCAUUGGGUCCGUGGGCAAACCCCCUUCCAGCUCCACACCUGAAAAAUCUGAAGUGACAACGCCCUCCCUCGAGGACGCCGUCGAACAUGCCAAACGCGCGUUCGCCUUGCGAAAAUACGAGCAAGCAGUGGACCACUAUGCUACUGCGCUCGAGCUAAUGACAACAAAAUAUGGCGAGAACGCACCAGAGACAGCUGACCUUUACUUUUCGUACGGGAAGGCUCUUUUAGAGAAUGCCAUUUCGCAAACUUCAGUGUUGGGCAAGGAGCAAACAGAUGAAGCUGUGCAAGCUGCAGUAGAAGAAUCUGCCAAAUUGGAGCUAAGCCGUAACAAGUUCCUGUCGUUUUCGGGCGAUGCAGACGAUGCAGACGACUCGUUAGCCGAGAGCAAGGAAGAUGUCGCUGUAGAUCUCUUCGCAGAAGCUCAGAAAGUAGACGAUGAUGAAGAUGACGAGGAUGACGAGGAAGACAACGACGUGGAGCCAGAAGACGACUUCAACGCAGCAUGGGAAGUACUCGACCUCGCACGCGCGAUCUACGAAAAGCAGCAGGACGACAAUGACGAAGUCAAACUGAGGCUGGCAGACACCUUCAUUGCCCUCGGCGACGUGUCGUUAGAGACAGAGAAGUUUGACCAGGCAAUCACGGACUACAGCGCUGCCCUCACAAUCAAAGUUGAACUCCUCCCCCAGUCUUCUCGCCAAAUAGCUGAGGCACAUUAUAAACUCAGCAUCGUUCUCGAUCUUACUUCCGGAAGACUGGGUGAUGCGAUCACUCAUGCAGAGCAGGCGUUGGAGAGCGUCGAGGCACGCCUAGCGGAGCUCCGGGAUGCGCUCAGUGGGCAAGGGCUGGUCAGAGUGGACGUACCGCAGCCAGAUGUGAACGGCAAGGGCAAGGGUAAAGCAUCAGGGCCUCGGUUGCUUGGAGCGGACGCGGUCUCGAAAAUGAGUAAGAGCGAUAUGGAAGCCGAGGUUAAGGAGCUGAGAGGUCUGAAAGAUGAUUUGGCUCUCAAGGUUGAAGAACUUAAGACAUCGCCUGAAGAAGUUGAAUCUGCUCCUGCCAUGGCUGCCAAAGCGCUCGAUGCAGAGCUGAACACUAAUGUGCCCGCGGCGGCUGUAGCUGCCCCGCAAACAGUGACCGACCUUACCUCAAUGGUAAAGAAGAAGAAGAAAGACCCUGAAGCGACCGGUGCCAUGAAGCGGAAAGCCGAAGACGAACCUUCUCUCUCAGAAAAGAAGGCAAAAAUAGAAGAUCCAGCACCAUGA